Messenger RNA from Diabrotica virgifera virgifera (western corn rootworm), 894 nucleotides. RefSeq lists its product as uncharacterized. The record is from RefSeq and is a predicted model, not a curated record. Bases 1 to 894 code for a protein of 297 amino acids. NCBI's taxonomy places the organism in Eukaryota, Metazoa, Arthropoda, Insecta, Coleoptera, Chrysomelidae. The transcript has 2 exons.
AUGUGCAUGGUACUUUGGGAUACCCUCCAUCCUUUAUAUCUGAAGUCUCUUUCUACCAAGCAGGAUUGGCUUCACAUUGUAAAUGGUUUUAAAACAAGAUGGAACUUUCCUCAUUGUUUAGGAGCCUUUGAUGGAAAGCAUGUCACCAUUCAAGCGCCUGCUAAAAGUGGAUCAUUGUUUUUUAACUAUAAGAAGCAAUUUAGUAUUGUACUUUUAGCAGUCUGUGACAGCCAAUACAGAUUUACACUGGUAGAUAUUGGAGCGUAUGGAUCUCAAAGUGAUGGAGGGAUAUUUAAAGAAAGCGUAUUUGGAACACGUUUUGAACAACAGGCGUUCAAUAUCCUUGAUCCUGAAGUUUUGGAUGAAACUUUCAAUAUUGAAAUGCCGCCUAACGGUUAUAAAAACCAAUAUAAUAAUGGACCUAACAACUAUCAAAACAAUCAAAACCCUAAUAGGAAUCAAUAUUCCUCCAACAAUCCAAAUUUCAACCAACAGAGACCUUCCUUUUCAUCUCAAAAUCAAAAUCAAAAUCGUCCAUCAGUUAUUCAAAGAAACGAAAAUUUUCAAAGGGCACAUGUUUUAAAUGAAUACCCUGAUGAAAUGACGACUAACUAUUGUACAGACGAUUACUAUACAGAUAAUUAUUAUAAUACCGAUAACUAUGAAACAGAUUAUUAUACAGAAAAUAAUAUACAAACAGAUAACUUUUACGAAACCAAUAACACACUCGACACAGAAAAUUAUCAGGAUUUUCUUUCACUUCAGAAUCAAAAUCAUCCUCCCAACCAUACGAACCAUUCAACGGAUAUUACGAAUAUCCAAGAACAAAUCCAAGCACUCAACUUAGACAAUUUUCAUCCGUAUCUCAAUUUUCCCGAACAAAGGUUCCUGUAA